This is a messenger RNA of Bacillus rossius redtenbacheri, 5085 nucleotides long. RefSeq lists its product as uncharacterized. Gene Ontology annotation, biological process: brassinosteroid biosynthetic process; sterol biosynthetic process. Gene Ontology annotation, cellular component: endoplasmic reticulum membrane. NCBI's taxonomy places the organism in Eukaryota, Metazoa, Arthropoda, Insecta, Phasmatodea, Bacillidae. The transcript has 9 exons. The coding region runs from base 145 to 2007 and encodes 620 amino acids. Gene Ontology annotation, molecular function: oxidoreductase activity, acting on the CH-CH group of donors, NAD or NADP as acceptor. The record is from RefSeq and is a predicted model, not a curated record.
GCAGCUGUCGCCCGCCCCGCCAGUAGCCCGGCCGCACGCUCCCAGCUGCUCUGCCGCGCCUCUCCCGGGUCCGAGGGGGGUCGAGGCACGAUGCCGUCAGCCACGCAACAGCCCUGCCGGAGAUCCUGACCACUGCCAGGCGAGAUGGCGCGCUGGGACGAUGCCGUGCGCUACCGCGUCGCGCCGCCCUGCAUGCUGGUGUUCUUCACCGGCAUAGUGCAGCUGCUGGCGCAGUGGGGGCAGGGCCCCACGAGCCGCCCCCUGGGGGCGGGCCGCCUCCUGGGCAGCGUCUUCUCGUGGACCACCGUGUCCUGCUUCCUGGCGUGGGCCUACCUGUGGCUGCGACUGGCCUCCGCCAGCACGCAGGGCCCGCCGGCGCCCUACGGCGAGGCUCCGAGCUACAAGGCUAACGGCGUGCUGUACUACUGGGCCAGCCUCGGCCUGUUCUUCGCGCUGCAGAGCUGGCGGCCGGCGCUGUCCCUUGAGCUGCACGCCGCCAUGCCGCAGCUGCUGGCGAGCCUGAACACGAGCGCGCUGCUGUUGUGCGCGUGGCUGUACCUGGCGGGGUCGCGCAGGCCCCCUCGUCCCGGGGACACGCCCCCCGCCGGGCCGCCGCUCUACAGGUUCUUCACGGGCCUGGAGCUGCACCCGCGCCUGCUCGGCGUGGACGUGAAGCAGCUGACCAACUGCCGGGUGGGCAUGAUGGGCUGGCAGCUGCUGGUGCUCGCCUUCUACCUGGCGGGCGUGCAGCGCCACGGCUUCAGUGUCCCCUCGCCCCUCGCCGCAGGUUCUUCACGGGCCUGGAGCUGCACCCGCGCCUGCUCGGCGUGGACCUGCUGGUGCUCGCCUUCUACCUGGCGGGCGUGCAGCGCCACGGCUUCAGUGUCUCCUCGCUCCUCGCCACAGGUUCUUCACGGGUCUGGAGCUGCACCCGCGCCUGCUCGGCGUGGACGUGAAGCAGCUGACCAACUGCCGGGUGGGCAUGAUGGGCUGGCAGCUGCUGGUGCUCGCCUUCUACCUGGCGGGCGUGCAGCGCCACGGCUUCAGUGUCUCCUCGCUCCUCGCCGCAGGUUCUUCACGGGCCUGGAGCUGCACCCGCGCCUGCUCGGCGUGGACGUGAAGCAGCUGACCAACUGCCGGGUGGGCAUGAUGGGCUGGCAGCUGCUGGUGCUCGCCUUCUACCUGGCGGGCGUGCAGCGCCACGGCUUCAGCGCCGCCGCGCUCGUCAACAUGCUGCUGCAGUCCGUGUACAUCGCCAAGUUCUUCUGGUGGGAGGCGGGCUACUUCGGCACGCUGGACAUGACGCUGGACCGCGCCGGCUACUACAUCUGCUGGGGCUGCCUGGUGUGGGUGCCGUGCCUGUACGCCUUCUCCUCGUACUACCUGGUAGCACACCCGCCCCUGGUGGGCGCCCCCGCCGCCGCGGCCCUGGGACUGCUGGGGGCGGCCGCCGUGCUCCUCAACUACCGCGUCGACUACGAGAAGCAGUUUUGGUGUGGCCAGGAUUGCCGAGAGUGUUCGACCAGAAGUGGUGAUAGAAUCAACGGAAUUUUGGACGAGGGUGUUUGUUGGAGUAGAGGAAAUAUUGUCUGUCAGUGCACGAACUGCAGCACACACAUUUGUAACAUGAGCUGCACUGCGGAAGGACUGGAUGCACAUACAAGCGGGUGCUCCGCACAGGUGUUCCGGGCCUCGGAGGAGGGGCGAUGCGAGCUCUGGGGGCGGCCGGCGCGCUGCCUCGGGGGCGGCGGGAGGCGGCUGCUGGUCUCCGGCUGCUGGGGCGUGGCGCGCCACCUCAACUACACCUUCGAGCUGCUGGCGGCGCUGGCCUGGAGCCUGCCGGGCUGGGGGCUGGGCGCAGCGCCCCUGCUCUACCCGGCCUUCCUGCUCGUGCUGCUGCUGCACAGGGCCAGCCGCGACGAGGAGAAGUGUGCCCGGCGCUACGGCGAGCUGUGGCAGCGCUACUGCCGCCUCGUGCCCUACCGCCUGCUGCCGGGCGUCUACUGACCACCACCACCUUCACCUGACAGCUCACUACUUACCUUGGAGGCAGUGUCGUCGUAGGAGCGGUGACGACUUGAGAGAAUUACAACAGCCGUUGACAGCUGUUCGCAAAACUGGCAGCUGCUACAACUUCGUGUUUCGUGAACUUGCAGUCGGCCAGAGCAACCACUGUUGCACCAAAACAUCUGGAAGAGUCCUCGGCUUGCGUCUACCUGGGUUUUGAACGAAACAGCCAACACGAUGCGUUUCGAAUGCACGCGAACGUUGAGAUAUGUAGAUUACGCUCUUGGGGAUAAAAACAUUACAUGAUGUUUAUAUUCAAAGUAGGGGCUCAUUCGAGGCCUACUGAGACUAGUCUCGUCAGUUCACUUCAAUAAAAUACUUUUAGGCUUUCUUGAAUUCUCUUUUCUGUAUACAAAAACAUAUUUCUGGUAUAAAGCAAUACAAAACUGAACUCGGAUUUUUUUUGAGUAUUGUUAGUAAAAUAAUGAAUAGUUAACUCUGUCCAGAGAGUCUUGUAUGUUUCAGAUCAGUUAAAUUUGCUUUCAGUCAAUUAUGUUAGAGAAGAACUGCUCUAAGAGGAAUUGGUUUUUCAUUUGUCCAUCACAUAUUCUAAAUCAAAUAUUCAUAAAGUUGUGAAAAACAUCACUUAUAUUAAAAGACGUAUAUCAGUAAAGAAAACUUUUAUUUUGGAGAGGAUAUUAGAAAAUUAUUUAUUUAUAGGCGCUAAAUAUUUUAUUUCUAAGGUGAAAUGUUUCGUUAAAGAAAGUGACUUAGGUGUUUUAUUUGUUUGGAUCGUGAACUCUAGGCUUUCGUUUGAUAUCCAGAAAUAUAUUGAUUGAUUUAGUUAUAUUUAUAACCAUUUGUACAAUUAUAUUCUUUUAAUGUUAUAGUAUUUAAGAUAAGACUUAAAUUAAGUUUUUUAAUUCAAUUAAAACAAAAGUUUUGAAUUCACAAAGAUUAACUAUCGAAACUAAAAUACUAAAUUAGAGUUACAGCAUAAAAGGUGUGAGUAAAAUUUCUCUUUUUGUACAAGUGUUGAGAUUAUAUGGUAUUUAAGGUUCCAUCGAUGCAGUGUCACACACUGCGCAGAGCAUCUCUCUUCCCUAAGGCUUCUUAGGAGACAGUCAUCUACAAUCACUUGUUGAGAACCGUGCAGAAGCAAUAGUGGCUAUAGGAUAUUGUUUUUACGAAUUUAUUUGUAGUCAAUGGUGGAAGAAGAAUUGGUUCUCUGAUAGGUUUGUCACCUUAGUAUAUGUAAUUAUUAUUGGAAAAUGUUUUUUACUUUGACAAAUUUAUCACGAAUAAAUUUACCAAAUAAAGUCCAUACUGAAGUAGGCUUUCUACACUUGAUAAUUGUUAAUAACAUAAUAGUUAAAUGACAUGAAUGGCUAGUUUUUAGGAUUGAGGUCCAACGUAGUAGUUUAAUGAUUUUUUAGUGAAAUGUUUCUAAAAUAAUAAAAACUUAAUCGUAUAUAUUAGGUAAGUGUAUGUUCUUAGGUAGUAAAUUUUAAGUGACAAACCGAAAACUUGCAUGGUUUCUUAGAAGUCUAUGUUCUCUCAACAUAAUUCUUUCACGUUUUGAUAACCAUUCAUGGAUAACUGUAAACGUGUUUGUACAGUAGAUAAUGGUGAACGUGUGAUGUGCUAGUCAGAGGGAGAUGCAAAGAUUGGUCGAGGAUUUCAGGACGCGAUGAAUAGACGUUGAACCGGGCUGUAGUCUUAUAUCACUAGAAUAUUAUUGAAAUACCGAUAUAAAUAAUUUUUUACGAUCGGAAUCAAUUUUUUUUACAAAUGUACAUAAAAGGGAUAUUUCUUCCUAUUUGCUCCCCAAUUAAAAUCAAACCAGAAAAGUAUUUUUGUUGAGCCAAAGUUCAAGGUUACAAAAUAGGUUUUGAUAAAAUCAUUGAAUAUAUUAUAUAAAUUCAAUGAUAAAAUUUACUAUCAACUCGUCUUUCGGCGUGGUUUUUUGGCGUAUUUGUAUGACGCAAAUCAGCAGUACUUCACAAUUUCUAUUUUUAUACGUGAAUAAAUGUUUUGUGUACCACUACAGUUAAAAUACUCGUAUUGUUGUUAAAUUGUGUGGAAGUUGAUCAACGUUUGCAAUUGUGCUGCUGUUUGCUCAUAAAUACUCAAGAUUGAUUACCUACUUGCUGACAGACCUUAACUUAUUUAACAACACAGUUGCAUCACCAAGAGGCGCAAAUAUCUGACCUUCGAAUAAAAAUACACAAUAAAGCAAACCCUUCCUGGAAAAUUAUCCCAACCGACUGCAAUGCUAAAUAACAUAAGAGUAGACAACUCAUAAAACCACGCCUUUUACGAAGUCACUACUAUAUUAAUGCUUAGUAUUACUUAUGAAGACAUUAACAUACAUCGAUAAAAUUAUGUGAUUAUCCAUUAAAAUUGUAAAAGAAAUAGAAUGUAAAAGUUAUAUGUCACAAAAAUCCACACCAGCUGCUUUUUAAAAUCAUUAAAAAAAACCUCACUGUUUAAAACGACAAGCACCAAGAGACAAAAUGAAUUUUCAGUUUUCUACGAAAAUAUUAAUUCUUCGAAAAUAUUAAUUCUACGGUCCUUGCUCUAACGGUUAUCUGAUACAAGAUUUAAAUUUUAAAGAAUUACUUUACAACUAUAAUCAAUUAACGAACCAAAAAAAUAAAUAAAUAAAAUUGUUCAUAAAUAUUUAAAGUACUAAAUUUUCUUACAGUAAAACUUAAAAUAAAAACAUUUUAUUUAUUUCAUUAUUCUUUUUUCUGACCCAUUUGUAAAAUCGGCAAUAAUAUUUGCCUUAUUUUCAUAGUACAAAUGAGAAUAGCGUAAAAUGUUUUUUACUGUCUUUACUAUGUAAAAAAAAUCAUUUACAAGUUACAAAAAAAUCUGGCAAUGUUGCAACGCCGCGUAGGAAAUAAAAAAUAGUAGAUUAUAGAAACCUUCAAAAAUCAUUUCGUUGUUUGAUUCACAGCCCUUCAAGAGAGCAUUAUAUAUAUAUUUUUAAUAAAGAAAUAGUAUAUUUAUUAAGUUAAACGUCUCUUUAAAUUCAAAUAAUUCAAGAACAUACUAACCCACUGGACACAAAAA